UUUUCUUUUUCUUGUGUUGUUGCUUGUUGAUAUUGAUAAAGGGAUGGUUUUUAGUUUCUUUGGAUUAUUAUAUUAUAUGAUGCUGAUGAUAAAUGAGUUCUGUUGAACGUGAAAACUACUUAGUUUCUUCUUUCCUUAUUUCCCUCCAGCUCCUCCAUCUCUUUCUUCGCCUGCCUUUAUAUAUCUCUGCACUGUGUUCAUCCUAGAUUAUCUUUCUGCGUUUACACUUAAUGGCCCAUCUUGAUGCUAGCAGAGCCUCUGUUUCGUAUGAUACCGGUCAGGGAAAAGAUGAUCUUUAUGCAGAGUUAUGGAAGUCAUGUGCAGGCCCUUUGGUUGAGGUUCCCAGUAGGAAUGAGAGAGUGUAUUACUUCCCUCAGGGUCACAUGGAACAGUUACAAGCAUCCACAAAUCAAGAACUAGAUCAACAUAUUCCAAAGUUUAACCUUCCUUCCAAGAUCCUAUGUCGGGUCGUUAAUGUUCAGUUAUUGGCAGAACUGGAUACUGAUGAAGUCUAUGCACAAAUAACUCUACACCCAGAAGUAGAGCAAGCUGAGCCUACAAGUCCUGAUCCAUGCAUUGCUGAUCCCCCAAAGCCGCCUAUUCAUUCAUUUGUUAAGAUUUUGACAGCAUCGGACACAAGCACUCAUGGAGGAUUCUCUAUUUUCCGUAAACACGCAAAUGAGUGCCUUCCUCCAUUAGACGUGACCCAGGCAACCCCUACCCAGGACCUGGUUGCGAAAGAUCUUCAUGGAUUUGAGUGGAGAUUUAAGCAUGUUUUCCGAGGUCAACCUCGUCGGCAUCUGCUUACAACCGGGUGGAGCACAUUUGUAAGUUCAAAGAGAUUGAUUGCGGGGGAUUCUUUUGUUUUUCUAAGAGAUGAUGGUGGGGAAAUGCGUGUUGGGAUUCAUCGUCUUGCACAACAUCAAAGUCCCAUGCCUCCAUCAGUUAUAUCUAGCCAGAAUAUGCAUCUUGGGGUACUUGCAACUGCUUCUCAUGCAAUUACAACGCGGACUUUGUUUGUUGUGUAUUACAAACCAAGGACAAGCCAAUUCAUCGUUCGACUGAAUAAAUAUAUGGAGGCUGUCGCUUAUGGCUUUUCACUUGGCAUGCGGUUUAAAAUGAAAUUUGAAGGAGAAGAUUCUCCCGAAAGAAGGUUUUCGGGCACUAUAGUUGGGGUUGAAAAUCUCUCUCCACAAUGGUCAGAUUCUAAAUGGCGGUCCCUAAAGAUUCAAUGGGAUGAACCUGCAUCCAUACAUAGACCUCUGAGAGUUUCAGCUUGGGACAUCGAGCCUUUCGUAGCUUCUAAAUCCUCAGACCUCGCACUGGCAAUGAAGAUCAAAAGGCCCCGACCAGUUGGUAAUCAUUUAUCAGAUACUACUGCUUGGUAUGCUGCAACACCUUUCUGGUAUGCGGGAUCAAAUACAACUGUAGAACAGAGCAGCUUGGGUGGCACUACUGAAUUUGAAUACAUUGCAAAGCAAGUUGUUUGGCCUCCCAAGAAAAAAGAACAGCAUGACAAUUUUAUCAAUCAUUUCUCAAGAGGCCUUACUGAUGAAAGCUGGAAGGAUUCAGUGAAUUUAUUUCGUGAAUCAGCUCAAGACAAACCAUAUGUUACGACUCCACCAGUUAUGCCAGAGUACGACUCUCCUGCCUCGUCAAGGGCACACAAUGGUCUCGUACACGACCAAGUGGAACAGGUAAGAAGAACUGAGACUAGUGCUAGUUGCCGGUUAUUUGGCAUUGAUCUAAGAAACUCCAACAGCAUUCAAUCACCAACAAAGAAAGUUACAGAUUCAUUCAUUGCGACUGAUGGUGGUUUACAAGCCUCUUCUGAUACUCUGUUGGAAGUUGACAGAGCUAGAAAUUUAGACCUUCGUAAGGUAAAAGAGCAAGUCUUGGCAGAGGCACCAAAAAAGGAAACUGACAGCAAACAUGGUUCUAAUACUUCAAAAAGAACUCGUACUAAGGUGCAAAUGCAAGGGAUUGCUGUUGGCCGAGCUGUUGACUUGGCAUUAGUGGAAGGUUACGAUGACCUUAUAACUGAACUGGAAAGGAUGUUUGAGAUUAAGGGAGAGCUUAAGGAACGGAAAAAUUGGCAAGUUGUUUACACUGACCGAGAGGGUGAUAUGAUGCUAGUGGGCGAUGAUCCAUGGCUGGAAUUUUGUGGAAUAGCAAAGAAGAUCUUCAUAUACACGACCGAGGAAGUGAAGAAAAUGUCUGGGAACUGCAAGCUUCCUGGAUCAGCUUCAGAUGGUGAAGAAAAAAUAGUGAGCAUAGAAUCAGAAACUAAAUGUGAAGUCUAAACUUCGACUACUUUUUCUCGGGUAGUACUAAAGGGUUAAAUAGGUCAGUUACAAGGUGAAAAGGGAAUAAAAAAGCUUGCUCGCUACUUGUGGCUGGAAAGAUGCUGACAGUAGUAUGUGAAAGUGAGCAGUUGGCAAGGUUUCUACUGAAAGCUGUAAGAUAAAAAGCUUGGAGGUUAGGCUUGGGUUUUGUUAAAUGUAAAUACUAUGUUGUGGGUUGAUGAUCUUGUUUUUGGCUGAUCAGUUUGUUUGAAAAUGUACCAUGCUUGUGUUUGGUUGAAAGAUCAUAACAUGCUUGGCUACAAUGGGGGGACUGGACUGUCCCUUCCUAAUAUUAAUUGUUAUCAAAUAAAAUUAUUAAAAUUAAUCUA
Molecule: messenger RNA, 2674 nt
Organism: Daucus carota subsp. sativus
Lineage: Eukaryota; Viridiplantae; Streptophyta; Magnoliopsida; Apiales; Apiaceae
Product: auxin response factor 11
Exons: 14
Coding region: 231-2303 (690 amino acids)
Biological process (GO): response to hormone; regulation of DNA-templated transcription
Cellular component (GO): nucleus
Molecular function (GO): DNA binding; protein binding
Source: RefSeq, a predicted model, not a curated record